Fomitiporia mediterranea MF3/22 is the source of this 4535-nucleotide messenger RNA. RefSeq lists its product as uncharacterized. Lineage: Eukaryota; Fungi; Basidiomycota; Agaricomycetes; Hymenochaetales; Hymenochaetaceae. The record is from RefSeq and is a predicted model, not a curated record. The coding region runs from base 61 to 2640 and encodes 859 amino acids. The transcript has 3 exons.
CGCAUUCACAUUCGUCGUCGUUCACGUUGACGACGCUUGCUGUAGUUAAAGGCGCCAAUAAUGGCGCACCGUGUCGUAACGCCGGUCAACCUCAAGGAGCGUAUAGCUCUCCUACAGCAAAAAGCCAAUUCGAGUUCACCGCAUGCCUCUGGUAGCGCGACGUCGGGGUCGGCAGCAGCGGCUGGGGCGGGGGCUUCAGCGUUAGGAUCACCCAAUGGGUCCGCGUCUUCCUCAGCUGCAAACAGCCCAGCUGGCUCUGGCUCAGCGCUACGGGAACGCAUCGCGAAGUUCGAGCAGAAGGGUGGUGUACCCGUCCCCCGCGGGUCAUUUGGCAUCGGUGCUCCUCCACUACAGUUAGAACAAACACACGAGGGCUCUGCAGCACGCAAACGGGGAGAAUUGUAUGGAAACCGUAUUGCGAGUGUCAGCCGCGCAACUCCCGCAGUUGGCCUCGGCUCCCCGCCUUCUGCGAUACGGCAUCAGCUUACAGGAAACGCGGCUGUAAUUUCUGCAGCUGCAAAGUCUCUUGUACCUAGUAUGAGUGCUGGUUCGAAUUUGUCUGUUGAGCUUGGGGACGGGUCGCCCGUACGCAAACGAUGCGUUUCCACGUCGGGCUUGGCGGGCAUCGUAUCUUCUUCCAGUUCUGGUGCCUUCUCUUCGAGCAUCUCAGGCGACACAGGCACAUUCGACGAUGACGGGAGCAGCGCCGUGCUUGAUGUGCAGAUGUCUACCAAUACUAUGCAGCUAUCUAUUUCCGACGACGACGAGGCGAAAACUCAAGCGCGUCGCAGCUCUAUCUCAGGUGCAGACGCAAUGCGCUCAGUUGUUUCUGUCUCUGAUUCUUCGGUCUCGGAUACGGAUAGUGAUAAUAAUGCUCGGCAACCUCUGGCGAAUGCAGAGGACAGCCGCAUGUCUCGCACAGUUGGAGAGAAGGACUCGAUGGCAUCAACGAGCAUUGAUGAUCACGAUCACGUUACCCCGGAAGAUCAACACCAUCAGUCCGUCGCCGAGCAACAACGUGCGGAUAGCGUGCCUCCAUCGGACAUUAACAACGUUCAGUCAGCAGAACCAGAACCUGGGCCAGACGCGUCGCCGCGGCCGGAGACAACCGAAGGAGAAUCAGCACCAGCGGAACAGGAGGACGAGAGUUCAGUCAAGACUCCCGUCGUUGCGACUUUCUCACCUAAUUUAACUGCUGCUGGGUCGCCUCCUCCCGCGACGUCGGAAGACGCGUCAUCACUUUAUUCGGAAGCUCAGGAGAUCACACUUGAUCCGCGACGUCAAGUCGAUUCGUUCUAUUCGGAUAUAUCGAGUGUGUCGACUUCCCUUACGGUCUCGACUUCUCCACUUUCUGCGUCACUUGAGGUUGGUGAGCGUGCGUAUUGCGAGCCGCAUAAAUACGUUGUGCUACCGCCUUGUUCCAAAGACGAGACGAAGGUAGACACGCUCGAGCAGGAUGGUAUGCAGUCUGCUGAGAGUGCGAAGGAUUCUGAGAACGUGCGGGAGAGCUUUAUUUCUCCGAGUGAUUCAGUAUCAGUCCGUGACAUCUCAGGGACCUCCGAGAGGCGGGACUCUACGCAAACCGUCAGCAUUCCGAGUAGUGUCCCAUCACCAACUUCGGCUUCACAGAAAAGCCCUCUCACACCUCAAUCUACCGGUUCAGGUUCUUCGCGUCGACGUAGUCCUCCCGCGCCCUUAAAUCUCCAGAAGGACGAGAAGCACUACGUAGAACCUUCCCUAGAACCAAAGUCCGCACCAAAGUCAUUCCAUGCUGUCGUGCAUGGCAAGAAGACGCACACUUCUGCUCCAGCACCUCCUACAACGCUCCCUCGAUCAACAGUCCCAAGAACGCAAGUAGUGGUGAUACACCCGAAGACGGGUGAUCCUGGUACACCUGGUUCUCCAGACCUUUCGGCACUCGUUGCACAGGCUAUGUAUCUCGAGCAGAGACUCACUGGGGGUGAUGGCGAGGUGAGGACACCGCGUCCUGAUGCGGAGGGAUUUCGAUCUGUACAGCAGUUGGGGAAUGCGAAUGCAAUGAAUGGUACCAAGCCCCAAACGUCACACGUCAAGUUCCCGAGUAGAGUAGGUGUACAAUGGCCUUUGGAAGAGGUGAUGGAUAUAGGACCUGCUCCACCUCCCAAAGAUCCAAGUCCUCUAACGAUCUCUCAAACGAGCACGACGAAUACAAGCGCAGGUAACCGAAAAAGCUGGAGUCGGUCAUCAGGGAACGCCUCUUCCGAAGACUCCGUACCAGUGCUUACACCUCCAUCACCAACCUUCGACCUAAGUAAUCUAAAUAACCUGAGUAGUAACCCACCACUAUUCGACAUCGGCAUGGGUAUCGGUAAUGGACACAGCUUGGAUUUGGACGUCGGCUCGUCAAUAGAACAACAUUCCGACAAACAUUCGAUAGGCUCAGGUUCAGGUCCCUCGUCGCCGGGCCAGUCGUCCUCUACGUCUAUUCGGAAGAAAUCGCUUGAUAGGUUAAGGACGAACACGAUGCUUGGGAGGAUGUUGUCUCGUUCCACCGGGAACGGUGGGAAGUCAAAUUCAUCGAAUUCAACUCUCGCAUUGGCAGGAGUGGUGGCAGGUGACGGCGGGCACGAGGCUGACUGUGUUCCCCGAUCCUGUUUGUAGGUGUAGGUCUCGAUCAUCACGAUCUCGAGCAAUUUGCGUACACCAACGAGACGAUAACGACUGCACCAACGACGACGACUACCACACCGACUUCCGAUUUAACAACAUACACGUGUGAUUCUACCCCUACUUCUGUGACGCUUUCCGCCUACCCUUCCUCCACUGUCCUCCCUUCUUCAUCUACAUUUUCGUCCCCCUACCCAUCUCCAUCCCCAUCAGCGUAUUCUUAUACGUCUUAUUCUUCUCAAUCUUCAGCGAAGAGUAAGAGCAGCACGAUAAUAACGUCGCAACAACAGCAACAACUUCCGAGAUUAGCCAAGUACGAGAAGCACGACACGCCGGACGUGCCGCGCCCCGUUUCGGUCGUCUCAGCAGUCUCAGUUCUAUCUUCAACUUCUGCAUGGUCGUCGACUGCUAGUCCGAGCCCGCUUGAUCCGGAGCUGUUUGAUUCGUUUCCUGAUGUGCCGAAGGAUGUUCCUAGGAAUGUACCCAGGAAUGUGCCGAGUAGUUUUGAGUCGGAUCGGAGUGAGGAGGUGAGGGAUCAGAUUGCGAGGGAGAGUCGGGAGAGGGAAAGCAUCAGGCAGGCUGAGAGGAGUGAGGAUUUGUGCAAUGACCAGGUGGAGCGAGAGAGAAAGGAGAGGAAUCCUUUACCACCUACGCCGCCUUCGAAGUCGCCUGUUCUGCGUAUAUCGCGAGCGCCUUCGCCUCCUACCCAUUUCCAGCACAAUCCCAACGCGAACGCACAACGACAAUCUGUGCCGUUCCCUCAUUCGCAGCCACAAUCUCCCCCUCCGCCAACUCCACCGAGUAAAGACCUCCAUUAUUCUCUAAAUAACGCUCAUCACAAUUCGCAUUCUUACAUCCUCUCGGCGUCGAACUCCUACUCUCCUGCUCCACCAUCCCCAUCACUAUCUGCCUCAGCAUCUACACUCUCCCUCUCAACAACAAACUCCCAUCCCUACUCAGCAGCACGCAAGGCCAAAUCCAAAUCAUCCCUCCGACUCCCUUCGUUCUCGGUCCGUUCACACCACCAGCGGGACGAAUCGUCGUCGAACGCCUCUAUGAACUCCAACUUAGACCCACAACCACCUCCAUCGAGCUUCCCCCACUCUCACCCAACCUCAUCUUCGUCUGGCAAAUCCAUCUUCAGCUCCUUCACCCGCUCACUUUCUUCCUCAAGGACGAGGACGACGUCCACCUACUCUCGUGCUAGGGUGAGUAGUACAGCGAGUCGGAUGAGCGUUACUUUAGGGUUAGGAUUUGGUGGUGGGAGUGGGAGUGGGAGUGCAGAUGUGAGCGGGGGAGGAAGUUAGCUAGUUAGCUAAACUAGAACGUUGAGGUUCAUCAAGUUGUUGGGUUUACUGGAUUGUCAGACGGGUUGAGUUGCUCAGAUUUUGUCAGUUGUUAUCCUUUACCUUUUACCUUUUAUCUUUUACCAUUCUUUUCUCUCCCUUUUUUUCUCUCCCUCUAUUUCGUUGAUUCGAGUUUAGCUGCUCUGGUUUUUGGUUUCACGUAGCCAGUCGGUCCGUCCGUCCGUUGGUUUCUUGCUUAGAUUUGCAUGUAUAUAUUCUUUCAAUUCUUCUUUCCUCUCUCCCAUCCUAGUCAUCGUUGUCGUCGUUGUCGUUCCCACCAUUUCAUUCUUCCGCUUUCCCUGCCUUACUUUCCUGCAUUCAUUCGUCACUGUCAUACAUUUUGGAUAUAUAAGCAUACUCAACAAACUUGAACAACACCAAUCACCUAUCACCUACCACACCCUUCCUCUCUUUACUUACUUAACUUACUUAACGAACGGUCAUAUCAUGCAUCCAUUCGCAUUCGCAUUCGCCUUUCUCUGGAUUUAGACAGGCUGAAUAUUUUAUUCACUCUUUUCAUUCUCAUUUACUCAUUUACACACC